AUGAACAGCGGUGGUGUAGCAGCAGUUUUGCCUUCAACAUCCGUUGUUGAAGAGGAGUCAGCAGUUAUAUCAAAUGGUAUGACAUACAAUGACGAAAGAUUUAGUUCACGAUGGAAAGAGCGACGUGCUCGAUUUUUGGGUUGCAUUGAAAAUACAAAAUUAAUAGCAGAACGGACAAAGCAACGGCAGGAGAAUGCUCGAGUAGAACGACUGAAGAAAGAAAGAGCUGAAAUGGAAAAGUAUCGUCGAAGAUACUUGGAAGCGGCGAUGAAACAGUACAUGGAGCAGCAGGCGAAACCUCGAGAAACACCAUCAUCGAUAGCCCAAUCCCAUGGCCAUCAUCAUCCGCAGCUUCUUUCUUCAUCUCAGAGUUAUCCUGGAUGUAUGCAAGUAUUACGAGCUGCAACUCCUUUUACACCAAAUUAUCCACCAAUGUCGGCUUGUAAGCCAAGUAUUCGAAAACGGCCAUUUGAAGGUAAUGGCGGAUGGAUGCAAUACGCGCAUAUGACUAUCAUGGGGGAUCAACAUAAUAUAUAUCACGGAAAAAAGCAAGAAAUGUUUCAGAAUGAUGUAUCUCUGAUGCAGAAUACUAAUUCAUUUAAGUAUUCGGAUAUGAUGUCGAAACAAGUGCCUUACUGUCCGACAAGCAGUUAUAAUAGCGGAAUGGACUCCAGCAAAUCGAUAGCUAAAGAAGUACAUCCGAUGAAUUGUAUUGUCCCUGAACUAGAAAGAGCUGAACAGUACGAUCAAGCAAGAUUGGGUAGUUCAAUAUUACCAACAACAUCACAGGCACACGAAACUGAAACUUCCACUAUCCCCGAAGAAAUGAGCAACUUGUCAGCAAUGCCAGAGUUAGCUGAGUCGCACGUAAAAGAUCUGAUGGAUCAAAUUGGAUCGGGUAAUUCAUUGGAUGAUCUUGGAGGGAACUGUCUGGAAGGAGUAUUGGUUAAUCGUUGUGACGACGAACAGCCAUCCACGUUAGCUGCGGAAACUGAGAGGCUUAAAGUGCAGUCCUCAAGCAGUUCGAUAGUUUCACCGAUGUCAGUUACCUGCGGUACUCCCAACAGUGCUCUAUCUCCAGCUCAUCUUUCUGCAUCCGCUCGGUGUUCCACAAAUUCAUUUUAUGAUUCGCAUAGUACUGCUGUAACACCUCAACAAAACGCCCUUACACCACCUUGCGAUCAGUCGCAUCGAAUUCCAGUAGCAUUACCAGCACCACAAACAAUGGUACAAGAUAAUUCGUUGUUGUGUACGAGGAAUGCUAGUAGCAGUACUAGUAGUGUUGGUAGCACCAAUGCUGCUAUACCAUUAACAUCGCUAGUCAGCAAUAAUAAUAUUAGUGGUGGCAGCAGUAACGUUAACGGCUGUGGUAUGUACAGUGCAGCUGCGAUUCCAGCAGCAGCAACAGUGCCCAGUCAGCAACUACUACAUCAACCACACCAGCAGCCGCAGCAGCAGCAUCAAUUUGCGCAUUUUCAACAAUAUCAUCAUUCUCGUCAUCAACAACAGCAGCUACUAGAUUUAUUUAACAAUGGAUGCCAUGUGUCUGCAAAUAAUGCGCAACUUUCACAUAUGGAUAAUGCAAGAAUGUACAAUGGGAUUGAGUAUUCAAGAUUCGGUCAUUGCUACAAUCAAUAUCCAAACAAGUCAAUCAUUUUUCCACGAUUUCCCUCUCAAACAUUCGUUGACUGCUCCACACCACAGCAGUAUGAUAUUCAAUCGAUCAAAUAUCCGAACAACGCAAUGUCUUAUUAUGCGCAGCAACAGGAAAUGAAUAUGCAGCAACAAGCAUAUCAGUUUCAAGUCCCGCUGUUCCAAUCGGCAUAUCACCAUCAUCACUACCACGGUAACGGUAGCGAUCCAAUGGUAGCUGCACAGAAUCCAGUUUAUCCGAUGAAUCAUUUUUGA
Messenger RNA from Cercopithifilaria johnstoni, 1908 nucleotides. The record is from the annotation of a GenBank genome assembly. NCBI's taxonomy places the organism in Eukaryota, Metazoa, Nematoda, Chromadorea, Rhabditida, Onchocercidae.